AUGAGGACGGAAGAGCACGAUAGGGAACACCAAGAGGGGUUUACAUUCAAGUUAAUCGACUUUGGCGCUGCGCAGGUUAGUCUCGAUGCUAACGGAGGACCGCCAGAUAAUCUGUUUGGGGUAUCUCAGGCACUGGCUUCGUUAAUUACCAUGAAGCCAUUCAAGAUUUUCAACGAAGCGGGAAUACACGAAGGCUUCGAGACUAUUGGUGCCUACCUACUUCCCAAAAAUGGGAGAGAUCCUUAUCCAUGGCUUGACAAGGAUCUAGCUCAUCUCAUGGCUGAGUGCAUGUACAGAGACCCAGCUAGGCGACCUACGUUAGAGCAAGCAUUUACUCGAGCUAGCCAAGCCGUUAAAGGAAAAACUCCAGAUAAUUUUCCUAACCCUCAGGAGGAAACUGAUCAGGUGGUCAGGAACUUUACGCAACAGUUCGUAACCAGUAAUUGA
Xylaria bambusicola is the source of this 447-nucleotide messenger RNA. RefSeq lists its product as uncharacterized. The coding region runs from base 1 to 447 and encodes 148 amino acids. The record is from RefSeq and is a predicted model, not a curated record. Lineage: Eukaryota; Fungi; Ascomycota; Sordariomycetes; Xylariales; Xylariaceae. The transcript is spliced from 2 exons.